GCUAAUGAGAUCAAAAAAUUUCUAACGAGGCGCCAUUGGUACCCGUUCUAUGACCCUGGAAAGAGCCUUUGUUCUUGUUGCACAAAAAACAUGAAAUUAGACAUAUAAGGUCGAUUUUAAAAAUAAAAGGAUAUCGCCUAAAUGUAGCUUAAUAUCAGGGGAACAUAUAGGACGAUAAAGAAUGGACACACCCACUCUUCCACCAGAUGGGCAACCUGGGGUAUCUCCUGAUGUCCCUCGUUCAACUGCAAUACCAAUAUCACAACAUAUGCAACACGCUCAACCAGCUAUAACAGGGCCACCUCUCCCACCAGUGUCACACUUUUCUGAUCAGAUCUCGCAUGGUCGACAUUACCAGCCAAGCUUGCCUCCCUCCACUUAUAAUAAUAGUUCAGAACCAGUGGCUUAUGCUCCUGGUACUGAUUCAACCUCAUAUAGAAGCAGUGUCACCAGUGAUUCUUACAGACCUAGUCCAGAUCAUGAUUCUUAUAGACCUAGUCCAGAUGUGUCAACCUACAGGGGUCCACCCCCACCAGGACAAUCUUACAGGCCCAGCCCUGACCCAUACAGGCCUGGAGACCAUCAGUCAUACAGACCUCCUGGCACUGUAGAUCCCAGUAAUGAUUAUCGAUCGAGGAUUGAAGACCAGUAUAGAACUGAAAAUGAUAGAUUUAGACCAAGACCCGAUGCAGAGCAAUAUAGACAUGGUGCAGAUAAUGAACAAUUCAGAGCUAAUGUUGAGCAAUUCAGAGCAAGUACAGAUGCUGUCAUGUUUAGACCUCCUAAUGGUGAUGCUGGUAGCUAUCGACCUGGUUCCGAGCCUACUUAUUCAGCAACACCUGAUCUGCAGAGCCAGACAUUCAGGCCUGAUGUGCAAUCUCGACCAGCAGCCUCGGAUAACAAUGUCCCUCAAAACAUCCCUCAGACAGUUGGCUUUGAUGAUCCUCUUUACAGAGCAGGGAAUAAACCAGCAGAAAGUACUACACCACCGCCCACACAACCUGAAGAGAAUACAGAAUCUGAGCCAGCUCUGGUGAAAUCACAACCUCCCUCACCAGUAAAUGCAGACCUUGCUGAUGUAAUUAACAACACAAUCGGGGAACCACUCACUGUGCGUAAUCGUACAACAAAGUCUAAACUUCAAAACCUGCGUAAAAGUCAACUGUUUGCUGAUGUUGUCUUUAUGUUUCGUGGAGGAAAGGAAAUCUGGGCUCACAAGGCUUUAGUAUGUGAAUACAGCAGCUACGUGUUACAGCUUUGUAGCACAAUGCGCACAUUUGAUGCCCAACAGACACAAUCUUGUGUCAUGGUAGACAUUGAGAAAAUUGACUCAAGCAUUGAAAUCAAAGAGGACAUCCUGAAUAUGGCUCUUGAUUUCAUAUAUGGCGAACCAUUAAAAGUACUUCCCACAGACAUGGAUGACCUGGUGUGGCUCUCUCAGAAACUACACAUGCCUGACCUCCAUGCUGCCUUGCUAGACACUAUUAAGGCAAAUCCUGAUUAUAAAGAUCCCAAACGAAUACCAGUAAAAACAGAAAUGAUCAGUAAUGAUGAUGACAGUGCAACAGACAUUGAUGAAGUAUCACCGAAGAACUCAUCAUUGAUUACAUUUGGGACUCAGACAAUUGAAACUGCGAUCUUGGGAACAACAAAAGGGAGAUCAAAACGCAAGAAAACAAUACCAAAGAGACAUGUGCCAGGGCCAGGUAGACCCAAGAGGAAUGCUAAGUCAAAGUUUAUACGCAAAGUCAAGCCACCACCAGUUCCUGUCAAUGAAGAGGGUGUUCCAAUAGAUGAGGAGGGUAAUGUUAUAUUGGAUGAGAAUGGCCAACCUUUACCACCAAUUCCUCCACAAGAAGAAAAACCAGAAGAAGUAGAAGAAGAGGUGCCUACAUUUGAUGAAGAAAUGGAAACUCUUGAUGCUGAACUUGGAGUCCCUGCUACCCCAGAGCCAGACCCUGAAGAUGAUCCUGACUUUAGUGCAAGUGGCUAUAUUAGGAGAUCAAAGAGAAAGACGAGGGCUCGUAUCACUGGUUCUGGGGUCUUCUCAACCAGACGUAAAUAUAUUAAAAAAGAUCCUAACAGACCAAAAGAGCCAAGGAUUCGAAAACGAAAUCGUAAGCCAAAGGAGAAAAGGGAAGGGGAACCAAAGAGUCGCAGGAAGAACAAAUGCAAUAAGUGUAUGUUACAACAUGCUACGGUUGAAGAUCUUUACAAUCAUAAGAUCCAGGUUCACCACCUGUUUGGAUGCGAGCUCUGCAAGCGUUGCUUUGAUGCAGAGGAUAUGCUGAAGAUACAUCAAUUGACUCAUUCAGGUUUGAACCCUUAUGUUACGGAUGAUGGGAAAACAACGCUGUACCACUGUGACAAAUGCCCAGAGACAUGUUUCGACUCUUUAAAACUGAACAGACAUAGGAGAGAUGCUCAUGGAUUGAACAAGUUGAUUUGUAACAUGUGUGAUGCAGCUUUAUCGAAUACACACUAUCAAUUAUUUUCAAAGCAUUUGUAUUACACACAUUACUUUGAUGGUAAGGGUUGCUUUGAGUGUGACAUAUGUGGAAAGUUCCAUAGCAAUGAAGAAGCCCUGAAGCGGCAUAAGGUAAUCCAUGAAACACGGACAUUUCAUCAGUGUAAAGUUUGUGGUCAGACAUUUACAAUGUUGGCUAAUCUCAAAAUUCAUCAAGAGCUAUAUGGAGACAAGCCCCAUGUUGCUAGAAACCGUUUGGAUCAAACGAAGAAGACACAUCAAUGUGUGCACUGUGGAUUGAAGUUUGCCCGUGAUGCCCAUGUGAAACGUCACAUUCUAACACAGCAUUCAAAUGCAGAAGUUGUAGAAGCAGUUAGGGAGGAAGGAAGAAAGCGCAUCAAUGUGCAGAGAAAGAGUCUGUUCACCAAACGUCACUUUCCUGGUUAUAUGCCUAAACCAGAGGGAGAGACCUCAUCCCAAGGAAGAGCAAGAAGGAGGGCUAAUAAGAAGAUAAAACUUGCUCAGAAAGCUGCAAUAGCAGAAGCAAGAGAGGCUAAUGCUCGUUCAUUGGCAUACAAACAAAGCCAGCUUGAAAAGCAAAAGAAAAGCAAUCCACCACCUGUCCAACAACCUCCAGCUCCUGCUCCUCAUGUUCAACAAAAUCAACAACCCCAGUCUCUACCUUCUCCUUUACCCACUCAGGUACCAAUACAAAGACCCAUUCCACCGCCCAUGCACCAAAUUCAUUCUCAGAUGCCUCCUGCAUCCAUGCCUCUUCCUCCUGCAUCUAUGCCUCCACCAACACAUUCUCAUUCAUAUUCCCAUACACAGCUAGGUGGUCUCCCCCAACCAAGUGGCCUCCCGCCACCUAACCCAAUGCAUAACCAGAUAUCUAUUCCCAUGCAUUCUCAGAGACCUGAACCACCUCAUGCCCACAGUUCAUCUAUGCCACAAAUGCAUGUCAAUAUGGAACAGUACUAUGGAGGAGGUUCAGCACCUAGGGACAUAUUUAACUACUUCAAGUUAUGAUCAUCCAAACUGUGAAACCAGCAUUAUAACAUCUCUUAGGGCCAAUUAAUAUUAUGGCAUAAGAGCUCUAUAAUCUACAGAUGAAACCAAAUAAUACAUUAAACCAAACGAUAUUGACAGAGGACCUCUGUUCUCUUGCUUUACCUGAACAUAUCAAGAUAGCAUUAUAAUAGUGUUGCAGUCAAGGAGCUUUCCCAUAAUUAUAAUUGUCAUUUUAUAUAAAGCUAGAGAACAUUUUGAUGUUAAGUGGAGAGGAGAUGAACAUUUUGAACAAGUAAACAUUUUGUCAUGUUUAAUAAAAUGUAUUUUAUACAUCAAGUUCGGAAAUACUUACACAUAUACAUUUUAUAUACAAUAUAUAUGAUACGACUUGCAUCGAAAACUGAGACUGGCUUUUCAUCUUCUGAACUUAUCAGGAUUGUAGAUGCACAUUUAGUUUAAUAGGAUUUAGAUGUAGUAUACUGUAUUGUGUUUGUAGUGUAUCAUAUUUGGAAGUGUUUUGUGAAGAAGGAAUGGACAAUUUUCAAGUAGAGUUUUUGAACAGAAGUUGUUUUUAGUUAGUUCAAUAUAGAAACAUUGACAUCGAUUUCAUUGAAAAAAGGAUGAUGAAUUGUGAAAAUAUAUGUUUGUUUAUCUAGAUUAUAUACAUAUUCUAGUAUUUAUACAUGUACAGUAAAAUUAAACAUCCUCAUGGACAGUAAACCAAAACUAUAUAUGUAAGAAACACCUGUCUGCAAGGAAUGGUGUCUAUCAGUGUAUAGAGUAUUCCUGGCACUUCGAUUUUACGGUCAAGUGUCAAUACAUCCCAUUGCCACUGCAGAACUGGCAAUUUUAUUGUAUUAUGUUUUUAAUAAAAUGAGGGAAUAAACAGAAGUAAAGAAAUAUCAUAUUUAACCAAUAGGGUACAAUAUAUUAGUAAGUAGCAUGUAAUAUAUAUUUUACCAGUUGUAAAAGUAGUCAGUUUAGCAUUGUAGACAAAUAUUUGAUUUUUCCUAGUAUUUUGACUAGAUUUUGUUAGUGUUCUCUAUGUUAAUGAUUAACUUUAUAAAAGGAACAAACUAUUAAGAGCUUUCUCUGUUUUAUAACUUACGGUAGAUCUUUAGUUUGGAUGAUGUACCAAAAACAUCAUUGUAAAAAAGUACAGUAACACCUGUCUGUUUCGAACACCACUAGGACCAGCCACGUGUUCAGAUUAGCAGCUGUUCACAUUUCAAGGUUUCUAAAGUCUGAGUCAGUGGGAGAUAAUAUAUUUGGAACACAGAAAAAAGUGUUCACAUUGAGAGGUGUUUUAAUUCGAGAGAUGUUCAGAUAUACAGGUU
Molecule: messenger RNA, 4815 nt
Organism: Owenia fusiformis
Lineage: Eukaryota; Metazoa; Annelida; Polychaeta; Sabellida; Oweniidae
Source: the annotation of a GenBank genome assembly